Messenger RNA from Teleopsis dalmanni, 2274 nucleotides. RefSeq lists its product as uncharacterized. The transcript has 2 exons. Bases 1 to 2274 code for a protein of 757 amino acids. The record is from RefSeq and is a predicted model, not a curated record. Lineage: Eukaryota; Metazoa; Arthropoda; Insecta; Diptera; Diopsidae.
AUGUUUGCUGAAACACAGCUAUUAUUAGACUCCGGUUCACAAGUAAAUCUUGUAACGGAAAGACUCAUCAAAAAACUAGGAGAAAAUCCAAUGAACUUAUCCGCAUGCAUCGAAGGUAUUGGACAAAGGAAACAAAAUGCUCAAAGGCGAGUAAAUUUGGGUUUUAGUUACAAAAUCAAUGAAUAUGCCGCAAGAGUGGAAGCGUACGUGUUACCAAGUAUCGUGUCUGAUCAACCAAGCAUGCAGCUCGACAUUUCAAAUUGGGACAUACCGAGCAAUAUUAAGUUGGCUGAUCCUUGCUUUCACCAAAAGGGUAAUAUUGAUCUCUUACUGGGGGCAGAAUUUUCACAUGAACUGCUGUCGAUCGGACAGAUUAAAAUUGGCAAUAAUCUUCCAAUAUUGCAAAAUACGUUACUGGGCUGGAUUGUGAUAGGAAAAAUAACUGACAACAAUUUAGGUGUGCAGAUGCAAACAUGCGGCAUUUGCUCGGACGAUGAAGAACAAAUAGAAAAGCAAGAAGAGUUGUGCGAAUCGCAUUUUAUAAACAAUGUACAAAAAACCAACCAUGGUCGAUUUAUUGUGAGAUUACCGUUUCAACAAAAUCCAUCAAUUCUCGGAGAUUCUCAAAACACAGCGAUAAACCGAUUUUAUGCCCUAGAAAGAAGAUUAAGCAAAGAUGAAGCAGUCUGGAAGCAGUAUGUAGAAUUUAUGGAUGAGUACGAAAAGUUGGCCCACAUGAGCAAAAUUCAUAUCGAGGACAUCACAUCACAUUAUUUGAUCCCACAUCAUUGUGUAAUUCGACCUACCAGUAGUUCAACAAAAUUGAGAGUAGUGUUUGAUGCAUCGUGCAAGACCAGCAACGGGUUAUCAUUAAAUGACAUAUUGUUAACAGGCCCAAAAAUUCAGAGUGACUUGUUUUCCAUUUUACUCCGUUUCAGAUGCCCCAGAUUUGCAUUUUGCACAGAUAUUGAAAAGAUGUAUAGACAAAUCCUUAUACAUCCAAAUGAUAGAAAAUACCAAAUCAUUGCGUGGAGAAGAUCGCCUAACGACCCAUUGCAGUUUUACCAAUUAAAUACAGUAACUUAUAGCACAAGGUCAGCGCCAUAUCUGGCUACGAAGUGUUUGCAGCAACUAGCAAAAGACAAAUCAACUAAAUACCCGCUUGGAGCCUUAGCAAUUAUAAAUGAUUUUUAUGUGGACGAUUGUCUUAGUGGAUCAGAUAGUCUUGACACAGCUUUAGAAAUACAACGUCAACUUCACGAUUUAUUGGAAUCAGCUGGUUUUAAAUUGCGAAAAUGGUGUGCUAAUAAUCCUUUGCUGCUUCAAGACAUAGCAAAAGAGGACCAAGAGGUCGAUUUAGAUUUCAGCAAUGAAGACCAAGCAUCAGUUAAAACAUUAGGAUUAUCGUGGCAACCAAAGCGUGACAAAUUCAGCAUAAGGAUCGAUUUAACCCCAUCUAAGCGAAUAACAAAAAGAUCGAUAACUUCUAGUUUAGCAAAAACAUUCGAUCCCCUGGGUAUUUUGGGUCCAGUGUUAGUAACAGCAAAAAUACUAAUUCAAGAUCUGUGGCAACUCAACUUAUCAUGGGACGAAGCUGUGCCGAGUGAAGUACAUACCAGAUGGAUUAAUGUCUGUGACGAGUUAAGGUCAUGGCACCAUUUUCAGAUAGAUAGGCAUAUUUUUGGACAGCAGAUUGCUUCAUCGGUGCAACUCCAUGCAUUUUGUGACGCUUCCGAAAAGGCUUAUGGAGCAGCUAUAUACAUUCGAGCAACACUGAAAGAUGGACGCUUGAUCAAUCGACUGCUAUGCUCUAAAUCUCGGGUCGCCCCAAUCAAAAAGCAAACCAUUCCACGCUUAGAAUUGUGCGCUGCUCUUCUAGGAGCCACAUUAAUGAAUAGGGUAAAGGGCGAUUUAAAUCAUAAGACAGAAUCAUAUUACUGGACUGAUUCUGAAAUUGUACUCUACUGGAUUAAUUCAUUGCCAGCAAAACAUCAACAAUUUGUAGCAAACAGGACUGCGGCAAUUCAAGACUUAUCCGCACCAAGUCAGUGGCGACAUGUAAGUUCAAGACUAAACCCAGCAGAUGCCUUAUCACGCGGCAUCAAACCAUCUCAAUUGCAAACUCAUAAUUUAUGGUUCUAUGGUCCUAUGUUUCUACAUGGUCGUGAAGAUAUGUGGCCAGAAGAAUUUAAUAAAGCCCUAUGCAAUCAGCCAGACAACGCCGAGUUAAAAAAAAACUUCGCAGAAAGUGAUGCUAACAGCAACCGAAGAUGA